GAAAUACGGCAGAUUUCAGCAAGAAAUUUAGUGCCAAACAGGGCCACAAAUCUCUUUUAUUGAGAAGGAUAUUGCAGAUAUUCUUGAUCUUUAGAAUAUUGUUGAUAUUCAAGAAAGUGUACAGGAAAAUAUAUAUUUCUCUAUGAUCUUUCCCGCUCAAACUUUUCCGACAUUUCCGUUCAAAAUUCCGUCAACUUGGCGAUAGAAUUCGCUUGGCGAUCAUCUUUUUCAGUUGAUCAACAAAAUAUAGGGUUAUUAAAAGUCCGGCAUUCAAGACAAAGUGCUUGUCAAAUCUUUAUUUAAUUUUGAAUGCUAGACCUGGCAAUCAAGAUUUUGUGCUAUCUGUGACGUCAUAAAUAAAUAGAGAUACUUACGUUUACGCUAAUCGGUGUUGAUUUGACAUCCUUUCUGAUUUAUGAAUUGAAAAAAAUGGGAAUAAUAUUUUAGAAAUCUCUGUAAUUGUUGUGCUACACUCAGCAUGACAUUCUCGACUGUCAUUUUUGUAACAUACGAUUAGUUUAGAAACGGUUUUGUAUGUCUUCUCAAGUAAUUGCUCUUAACAUCUGGAAUCUGUGUUAAUGAUGGCUGUAUUUAAUGUUACAGAUGUAACUAACAUUUCAACAAUUGCCAUUCCUCCUGAAAUGAGUAAUGAAACGCAAGGAAUGAUAGUGAAAGAUAAUGCUACUACUAAUUCUUCCGACAUAGAUGUGCCGCCAACUUUUCUUCAAACGACUGGUGCCCAAGUGAUUUCAGGAGUAUUUGUCUGGUUUGCACUCUUCUUGACUUGCCAUCAGAUCUACCAGCAUCUACGUUAUUACACGAGUCCUUCUGAGCAACGUUGGAUUGUGAGAAUUUUAUUCAUCGUACCCAUUUAUGCUUUUGAUUCUUGGCUGAGUUUGCUGUUUUUUCAUGACAAUUAUUAUAUAUAUUUUGAUAGUGUUCGGGAUUGGUAUGAAGCGUUUGUUAUCUAUAAUUUCCUGAGCUUAUGCUAUGAGUAUUUGGGUGGAGAAGGCAAUAUCAUGUCAGAAAUUCGUGGAAAACCAAUCAGGUCUAGUUGGUUAUAUGGAACUUGCUGUUUAGGCGGGAAACAAUAUAGUAUAGGUUUCUUACGAUUUUGUAAACAGGCAACACUUCAGUUUUGUGCCGUGAAACCCAUGAUGUCUGUUAUUAUACUUAUUUUGCAACCUCUUGGAAAAUAUUCAGAUGGAGAUUGGAGGCCCAAUAGUGGAUAUUUAUACAUCACAAUUAUCUAUAAUAUAAGUGUAACAUUUGCUCUCUAUGGGCUUGUUCUAUUUUACUUUGCGACAAGUGAGCUUUUGUCUCCAUUUGAACCUGUUUGGAAGUUUUGUACAGUCAAGUCUGUCAUAUUUUUGUCUUUUUGGCAAGGGUUCGUGUUGGCAAUUCUUGAAAAAGUUGGCGUGAUUGUACCAAUAUUUGCAACUCGAGUGAGUACUCACACUGCAAGCGCUGGCACUGUUUCAGCCGGUAUUCAGAAUUUUCUGAUCUGCAUUGAGAUGUUUUUUGCUGCACUUGCUCUGCGUUAUGCUUUCCCUUAUAGGGUAUACAUGCAGGAUUGUGUGACUGAUUCCCAAGGACGUUCUGUUACAAUGCAAAGCAUAUCAAGUAGCCUAAAAGAAACAAUGAAUCCUAAAGAUAUUAUGAAUGAUGCCAUACAUAAUUUUCAUCCUCAAUACCAACAAUAUACUCAAUAUACUGCCCCAGCCGCUCCUGUGAGUCAUUGGGGCAGCAUUCAAGAUAAUCCUGCUCCCCGACGCAGCAACAACUCUCAACAUCGCCAAAUAUCUACUAUAAGUCAUAAUUAUAAUGAAAAGUCUACUCUUCUCAGCUCUGAUGAUGAAUUUCAGUAGAACAAGCUUUGGUUUUUCAUCUCUUUGUUUUCAUCCUCUUAUGUGCAGAAGAUACUUAAAAAGAGUUCACUCUAAAAUCUGAACAAAAUAAAUUUUGGAAAAUCUACUGAUUUCUAAUUUUUUUAAUUUUUAUUUAAAGCAACUAAAAAAACGAAUAACAUUCUUAAGUGUCAAACUUUAAUUUUAUAUUUGAAUACAAAGGACUCAAGAAUAUCCAGCUACUACAAUUAUAAUUUAUUCCAGUAAAUUUGAUAAUUUUAUGAAUAAUCACAUUUAUUAUUUUGCUAUGAGUAAAUUGUGGCAAUUUAUUUUGAAAUACUUAAGUAAGAGUGCAUAAAAUAUGCAGUCCAGCAAAAUUUCAAGCAGAUCAAAUAUUUCCAUGUAUAUAUGUUUUCAAGAUUUGCACAGAAUUUAAAUGUUAUUGAUUAUGGGAAGCUAAAAAGUUAUUCUUAUAAUUAUAUAAACAUUUUAACAUAUGCUUGUCUUCUGCACAUUGUUAUUGUCAUCUAGUCAUUUGUAUAUUUUUGAUGCUUUAGUUUUUUUUAAUAUCAUUUUUGUAUAUUGAUUGCUUUUUUAAUCUGUUUUUUAAAGAGUAUUUAUUUAAUACAUUCUGUUAUGUCUGCAAUUAUAUUUACUUCUUUGGUGUUUUGUUUACUUGUAAAAAUGUUGAUAGUUUUUUUAAAUGUUGAUAGAAUUUGUUUAUUUUCUUCUUAAAGUGGAUUAUAUAGUUUAUCAAUUUCAGUUUUAUUAAGACAAUUUAUGUAAUUUUCACCACUCAAGCAGUUGUCACAAUUCUAAUGAACACAUUUGACCUUAUAAAAAAGUAUACCUUUAAUACUUUUUUUAAUCAGACAUUUUACAAUGCAGUAAACAAAAAAACAAAACUAGUUAAAUAAAAGUAAAAAGUUACAAUUUUGAUAGAGAUUAAUAAAAAUUACUAAUUGUAAAUUGUAUCAUAAUAAUAAAUAAAAAAUUUCACUGACGCUAUUAUUUGUCAAUAUAUAAAACAAGUAAUGUCUAUAAGUUGUAUAAAAAUGUCAUGUCUUGAAAAUUUGAAUGUUAGCUUGCAUGCAAUCUCAAUUUAAGUGAAAGUUCUUAUUUCGAUUUUCUACAAAUGUCCUUGACUGUAUCUCAAUGCCAUCUUAGUUCAGCACUUCUCUAUCAAGGGAUUCUGUCGGACUCAAAACGAAAAGAAAACAUUACAGUCCAAGCUAUUGUUGUAUUACUGAAUACAUUUUGCCUUGUUAUCUAUAUAGUUAAGGGGAUGGCCGACUUUGUUUCAUUUUUUUCAUACUCUGCUCCUUAGUAAAAAAAAAAAAAAAAGACAAAAGAAAAUUGUUUUAAGGCGAUAACAGGCUAUUUCUGUAUUUAGUAUAUAAUGCCAUUAUUAAAAUGCAGAUAAAAGUUGUAGCAAAGGGAAUUAAUAUUUUUAAGGCUUCAAUGAUCAGGCCUAUCUAUUCACUUUGAUAAGCAAGCCAAAAUUUGUUUAAAAGAAGCAUUCAUUAUGAUAAAUAAUAGUUUUUACUCUCUUUUUGUCUCCUUAUUUUUUUUCCUUGCAUAGCUUCGGGUGGGAGGAGUCACAUUUUUGUUUACUUAUGAAGGGGUUGCUGAGCCAAAAAGUUUGAGUGACAUUUCCCUAAGGAUUAUACAGAUAAAAAAAACUUUGCAUCUUAGAAUAACUAUUCACUAUUUAAAGCCUCUAUAAAUAAAACUUCUUCAAAAAUAAAAUCUUUUACUAUAUUUUGAUUUUCACUGUUAGGAAUGUACAUUUUAAGCUGUACUAAAUUAUUAAGUAAGUCAACUUACUAAGGUUCAGUUUUUACAGUUAUAUUAUUAACUUUUAUUUGUUAUUCAAAAUUCGUUAUUAUUUUUUGAAGUGAAAAAUAGUCUCACAUUGCGAUUUCAAACCCAACUAUUUUGGUACAUUUGUCUCUCUUAUGGAAGUAAUGUAUGAUGAAAUUAAAGAUAGAAUAUCUUAAAGGGUAAGACAGAAGAAGUAACUGAAAAUGUUGUGGGACUCAAGUCCUGAAGUUUGUGUUAUUACUGUUGUUGUAUAUUAAAUGUGAUUGUUGAUAUGCUCGAUGUGCUUACUAGAUAUGUAGAGUUAUGCUGUGUAUUAUUUUAUUUAUCAAAGUAUUUUUAAUGCUGGUUUCCCUAUGUAGUGAUACUGUGAUACCCUAUAUUUUUUAUUUCUUAUUUUGAAAUUGAAGAACUCUUAAUUCUUCAGGCUAAGGUUUAAAGAAAAUGCUAAGUUCUUAUCAUUCAACCCAUUACUAAGUUAAUACCAGUCAUAAUAUAUUUUCCAGCAAAGUUUUAGUUUUUACUGCAUGCUGUAGAAUUUUUUUUUUAAGUGAAUAUUUUUGACAUGCUGUUCUAAGUAAUUAACAAAAAAUUUGAAACAAUGAAAAGUAUGUAUAUAUAUUUAUGUAUAUACACACACAGGGGGAUUAUAAUUUAAGUUUUAAUGUGCUAUAAAAUAAAAAAGAACCACUGAUCAGAAAGACAUCAAAUUUGAACGGAAUAUUAUUGAAGAAGGGGGAAAACGUAUGGCUUAUGAAAAAAAUAUUCAAAAAUUUUAGCAACUAAUGACCCUGUAAACACAAUAAUUUAAAAGGGUUUGACAACAAAUGGCAAAUAAAUUGUAAAACAAUGGCUAACGUCAAACCAAUAGUAUUGUUCAGUGAUCAUGAUUUUACAGAUACUGUAAGUGAUACUGUUAAACUCACCAUCAUAUCACAUAAGAUGGGAAAAAUCUGCUUUUAAUUGUCCAGAGCCCAAAAACCACAUAAAAGGCAUCAAUCAAAUCAGUCUAAAUUUUGUUAGACUUUCUCAAAACAUGUUCAAUAUUCUGUCCUCUGUUUCCUGCUAUAAGUUGAAAUGAUGAAAUUACAUGUUCUGUAACUGACCAAAGUGUCUCCAAGGACACAUUCAGAAUCUGUUGUGUCAUGCGUGCCUGUUAAACAGCCAUUCAUUGUCCACUCGCAUGUAAAUAAAUUCUAAGCAAAAGUCUCUCUUGCUAGCUGAUGAUCAGGAAGCAACUCAUGCACAUGGGUAAGUUUAGAAGAAUAUCACUCAAGGACGUUUCGUAAAAUUUUAUGCAUCAUGCUAACAGGCAUAAUGAAUGUUCGGUUAUAUCCUGUGCACUGUUCACUACUGAUCGAUUCCUCCCACUUUGCUGUGACCACUUCUUCAGUUGAUGUUGAACCAAUUCUUUUUCUCUCUAUCUGAUUGCACAUCAAAAGAACCUGUUUUUUGUAAUUUCUGAAUACUUUUCUUCAGACCCGCAUCUGUUAUCAUGCCACUUCUCUUUAUACCCUUGAAUGUCUAGAACUUAUGCAAAGCUGCUGGUUCACAGCCAUCGUUCUUGUUUAUCAAAUUAUUAAAGCUUUAUAAGCUGAGUCUGAUAGUUCAUUGAGACAGUCAUGGCAUCCUUCCCAGAUGCCAAUCAAUGAAAAGCUGCCUACUCGGUGUUUUAAAAAAAAUGUAAAUAGAUGUAAGUUUUCCGUACAUGUAUUGCUAAAAUUUUCCUUAUGCCAUACGCUUUCCCCCUUCUUCAUUAAUAUUCGUUUCAAAUUUGAUGUUUUGUUGAGUGGUUCUUUUUUAUUUUUAUUUUAUAGCAUUUUGAAAUUUAAACUUUUAUUGAAAUCAUAUUGUGUGUGUGUUAAAUAUGUAUAAUUUGCUUUGUAAUGACCACCUUUAAUUUUUCUUUGAAUCCUUGUUAAAAAUGAUGUUAAAUAUACACAUCAUCAAAAAAAAAUGUAUCAGAUAUUAAAACUUGUAACUGUUUCAAAAAUAUAUCUUUCCACAACUCUGUGUUUCUUCUGGCAAUUUAACAGAUUGUGAAGUAUUCAACUCCAUCUUUCUCUGUAGUGAUUUGUUAGAUUUCAAUAGAAAUUUUUUUUCCUAGCUAAAAUAUUGAAUUUAGAUUUCUAAUAUGUAUGCUUUUAUUUAAUUUAAUUUUUAACAAGGAUUAUCAAAAUUUGCAUUUAAAGCAGUCAUAAAAUAUCAUUACAUAUACAUAGGCUACAAUCAUUCCUUUUCUAUUAAAUUAUUAAGAACAGUUGUAGUAAGAGUGUGUACAGAAGUAUUGGUAUUUUUCUUUUAAACCAUCUUAUAUUGUUUAUUUUAUUUGUUACAUGAAUUUAUGAAUAUUUAAUGAGGAAAGAAUUUAAUGUUCAUUUUCUUUCAAACAUUUUUUAUUAUCUUCCUGCGAAGUAUUUCUUGAAUUUUGAAACAUCUAUAUGAUUUGGUAAUCUUAGCCAUUCAUUUAUAUAAUAUAUCUAACCAAAUUGCAUUUAGCACUAUAUUCUUUCAUAUUUCUAUGUGAUAUAGUUGUAUGAGCAGCUAUUCUAUGUUUAUUGUCUCUUUUACAAUUGUAUAUUCGUUUUAUGGGCUUUAUUUCUAUUAUUUUUAUGUUGUAUUUAAAAAUAAAUAAUUGUAUGUCUAUUUUUAUUUA
Messenger RNA from Parasteatoda tepidariorum (common house spider), 6324 nucleotides. RefSeq names its product transmembrane protein 184B. Lineage: Eukaryota; Metazoa; Arthropoda; Arachnida; Araneae; Theridiidae. The record is from RefSeq and is a predicted model, not a curated record.